UUUCUCUGUCAAAACAAAAAUGGGUGUUUUGAAAGUUGAGAAGUAUAUUUUUAAUUUAAACAAAAGGAAAUUAUAUUAGUAGUAAUUACCAUGUUUUAUUAAUAGUUCCACUAUAUGUAGUUCCUAAUUUAUAAUCGAUAUAAAAAUGAACGAAUCAUCACAAUAUAGUCUAAAAUAUCAGCAAUUACUGAGAGAUUUAAAAAGCACAGUUGAAGGAUUGUUAAUGACCCAAGUGGCAAAUGUUUGGUCAGUUUUUGGUGGACUAAACAGGUUUCAUAAUAUAGUGGAUAAAAUAUUCAAACACGGAUAUAAAGGUUCAGAAGAUAUCGGUUACUAUAAAUUCAUCCAAGGACUAGAGUGGUUACAACCAGAAACCUCCAAAUCAUAUUUGUCUGUAGACUGUGAGUACCGACCCCAUAUUCCUCCACACCUAAAAAAUGACAAGUCAGCUAUUUGGUUAUAUAGAAGUUUAGAAAACCACUCUUUGUCACAAAAACUAUCAUGGCUGCUAUCUGAUAAAACACAUUUAUCAAAUUGUUACCAAUCUUAUGCAUUUCUUACCCAAGAAAAAUAUGCAGAAGCUACUCUAAUAUGUUUAAGAGCUGUGGAGAGAAACCAAGCUAGUCUGAUGUCAGAGAUUAAUCCUUAUCUAUUUCUACAAAAACCUAAAGAAUUCCUAAAAGUUCAUAGACGAUGUUCAUCAUUUCCUGAUAAUCACAUGCAGAAGAUAUAUGCUGAAAAAAUAAAUAUCCGCAGAAGAACAGUUCAAAGUGUAAGUAAUGAAUUAAUGGAAGCAACAAAUAAAAUCAACAUUCGAAGUAAAAUACGAACUUGGCACAGCAUGCCUAAUUUGCUGGCAGAUCAGCGGAGACUUACUAAGAAGAGGCCAUGUUCAGAUAGUAAAACUAUGCCCAAUACUCCCGUCCAUUCAAAAAAGAUAUCCCCAUCCCUGUUGAAGGUGGAUUACAAAACCUUACAACCUCAUUCCCGAAAGUCCAACUCCAAGAAAAUAAAACAAAAUACUUUACCGAAAACUUCUGAAUUAAAACACGUUUUGAUAGAUAAUUUAAACAUAGUUGAAUACACACCCUCACUAAGCAGCUCACAAAGUAGUGGAACCACGUUAAUAAACGAUGAAUUAAUUAGUUCUACCGCAUCAACAUCUGAUAUGAAAACAAAAUCACCCCUUAGUUUAUCGCAAUCUCCGUUGUCAAUGGUAGACUCAUUUUUGCCUAUGUCUGGUGAAAAAGAUUACAAAAAGUUACCAAGAAAAACAUUCAUCGAAGAUGGUGGAAUGAGCGUCCUUCCUAUGGCGACAGGCUACUUUCCCAAACCAGUCAAAGGCCAAAGCUUAAUGUCUUUUUUAACUUCUAGUCAAUUUGCUAGAGCCAAUGCAGAGUUGGAUCGAGAGAAUGCACAUUUUAGUGUCUCAGAAGCUAUUAUUUCUGCUAUGGAACAAAUUAGAUGUAAGAAAAGUUUUAGAUUAGCGGAAGAACAGAUGGAUGAGAGUGAUCCGGAGAUAAUGGAUUUGAAACAGAAGAUUAGGCUAAGGAGAACUAAACGAGUUUUGGAGAAGCAGAAAAAAUCAUUGUCUUGUAGUUUGAUGAGCGAUGGCAAAACUGAUACAACCACCACGGUAAGCCCUUGUUCUUCAACGGCCUCUGGAACAGAUGAUUCUAGCUCCGAUUAUGUAGAAGAACUCGAAAUAAAUGAAACUUCGAAUUUGGAGGAAAACUCAGGUCUCUCUAUGUCUAUGGCAUCUCUCUACUCUGAAGCAGAUCUUAUGAGGAGAAAUAUUCGUGGUGCUCCUGAUGGUUCUUCAGACAUACUCUCUGCAGAAGGAGUUGCUCUCUCGCUUAUUAGUAAAUUUAGUGAUAAACAGUUACCGAGAGCUUCUGAUUUGGAAUGGCUUGUUUCCGAAAAAGAUGCUCCUCAGGCAUUAUUACCAUUACCGAAGAGUUGGCCCGUCAGUCCCGACAGUGCUGAUGAGCACAUAACUCCUUUAAGAGGUACUGAAGAAUGGGCUCCACCUAGAGCACAGAUAAUUUUUACUUUACAUCCAACUCCAAUAAGGAAAGAUAUCAUUGCGAAACAGAAUUACAGAUGUGCUGGUUGUAGCAUGCGAGUAGCACCGAAUUACGCAUCCCGAUUUCGAUAUUGUGAAUAUUUAGGUAGAUUUUUUUGUACGGGAUGUCACAAAAACCAGGUAGCUCUUAUUCCGGCAAAAGUCAUUCAGAAAUGGGAUUUUAAAAGUUAUCCUGUAUCGACGUUUUCGUAUCGACUGUUGGAACAAAUGUAUACAGAUCCUCUGUUUAGGAUAUUCUCAGUGAAUAAGAAUAUAGGGAAAAUGUCUAAAAGUCUCGAAUUUUAUAAAAAAUUAAGAUUAGGUCUGCACUAUUUAAAAGACUUCAUAUUAACCUGUAGAUAUGCAGAACAAAUUCGGGCAACGUUAGAAGAAAGUAUGGGAUCAUCUCUGUCAGAACCAGACAUGUAUUCUAUGGAUGACUUAUAUAAAAUUCGCAGUGGAGAAUUAAUCAUAAAACUCAAACAUCUCGUAGAUAUAUGUUGCCAUCAUACCUCCGAGUGUCAGCUAUGCCUAGCUCGAGGCUUUAUCUGCGAAUUCUGUGGCGCAGAUGAGGUGAUAUUCCCAUGGCAGAUGAGAUCUGUGUCUAGAUGUGAUAAAUGUGGCACUUGCUAUCAUAUGAAGUGUUGGUCUAGACAAGUACCUUGUAAGAAGUGUUUACGUAUCCAAAGAAGAAAAGAAAGCACUGAUAGUAGUAGUAGUAGGUAGAAUCAAUCUGUAGUUGAUAUAGAAAUAUAAUAACAAAAUUUUUAUAUGUAAUUAUUUUUAUAUUAACUGUUUUAUUUAUUUUAUUUCCUAAAGUACAAAACAUGUUAUCUACCGG
This is a messenger RNA of Diabrotica balteata, 2906 nucleotides long. The record is from the annotation of a GenBank genome assembly. Lineage: Eukaryota; Metazoa; Arthropoda; Insecta; Coleoptera; Chrysomelidae.